Brettanomyces nanus is the source of this 1554-nucleotide messenger RNA. RefSeq lists its product as uncharacterized. Gene Ontology annotation, molecular function: protoporphyrinogen oxidase activity, oxygen as acceptor. The record is from RefSeq and is a predicted model, not a curated record. Bases 1 to 1554 code for a protein of 517 amino acids. The transcript has a single exon. Gene Ontology annotation, biological process: heme biosynthetic process. NCBI's taxonomy places the organism in Eukaryota, Fungi, Ascomycota, Pichiomycetes, Pichiales, Pichiaceae. Gene Ontology annotation, cellular component: mitochondrial inner membrane.
AUGGCACCCGAUUGGAAGAUCACUGUAUUUGAAGCAAAUGAUAAAACUGGCGGUUACAUUCGUUCACAACCCACUAAAGUUGCGGAUUCUUCUUCAACUGUCUUCGAAAAAGGUCCUAGAACUUUGAGAGGUGUGAGUGAGGGUACCUUAAUCCUUCUGGACCUCGUUGCGAAGUUUGGAAAACAGCAAAGCAUUUUGGGUGUUCAUAAAGAAGCAGCUGCAAAUAAGAAAUACUUGUUGAGUCCAUCAAAAGCGAGACAGCUUGUUCAAGUUCCCGACGAUUUUACCUCUUUACGCAAGUUCCUUACCAAUUCAAUUGGCAGGUCUAUUCCCAUGGCUUUAGGUAAGGAAUUCUUCACUUUACGUCGUGGUCAUGGCGAGGAGACCGUGGAACAAUUUUUCAAUCGACAUUACGGCAAAGGUUUGUCUGAUAAUUUAAUCAGCGCUAUUUUUCACGGAGUAUAUGCUGCAGAUGCGGGAAAGUUGAGUAUCAAUGCUGUGAUGCCUAGCAUGGUGAAGCUAGAGUCCAAGAGUGCUUCAAUUGGAAGAUACACUGUUUGGAAGGCUUUGUUUAAUAGUAAGAAAUCGCAAGAGUCUGCUCCCCCUAUUAAACUUAGUGCCAAUUUGAGGAAGUAUCAGGAUUUGUUUUCUCCAAAGUUAAAUUUGUUGAACAUGUCUGAGUUUUUGAAAAGCUUUCCCAUGACUUUGCUCCAGGGUGGUCUAGAAACACUACCACAAUGCAUUGCCAAUAAUCUUCCCAAGAAUGUUGAGGUGGUUUACAAUUCAAAAAUCUCCUCAAUUAAGCCUCUGGCUUCGGGUCAGGUUGCUUUAACGUUUGAGGAUGGAAAUACUGAGAGGUUCGAUCAUCUAAGAUCAACGAUAAAUACCAGGGCUCUUUCUUCUUUGAUAGAUAGCAAACCAAUGAAGGAUGUAUUUUCUCAAGUGAACUACUCUUCAGUUUCAUUGGCCAACGUCUAUAUCCCUAAAAAGAACAUAUUACCUGUGAGCGGCUUUGGUUUCCUAGUUCCAAAGGCUUCCACAGACAAAGCUAAAUUGUUAGGGGUUAUCUUUGACUCAGAUGUUGAACAUAGUGCCCGUCCUCUUUUCAGUCUCGAGUCUGUACGCAAGGAAUUGACUUCUAAAACCGUUUCUACACCCGAUAAGCUCAAGCAACUUGCCGAGGAUGUGUUCCACUCCCAGCCGUUGAACACUAGGCCUUACACUAAGGUUACCUUUAUGUUAGGGGGACACAUGUAUGAUGGCAUUAAGACGUUUCCAAAAGAACACGAGAUCAAAAAAAUUGUUGAAGAUACUUUUGGUUCGAUUCUUCACACUCCAUUAUCUGACUAUCAACUCGAAGUAGGUCUCAUUGAAAAUGCAAUCCCUCAAUAUAACGUGGGCUACUUAGAUUUGAAAGCACAGGCAUGGAAAUUGGCCGAUUCCGAGUUCCAUGGAGCACUUUCCUUUGGAGGGAUGACUUUUGCAGAUGGCGUUGGUGUUCCGGACUGCGUGAUGAGCUCCUUUAAGGAUGCAGUCAAACUAGCCCAUCUCUAG